Messenger RNA from Symbiodinium necroappetens, 195 nucleotides. Lineage: Eukaryota; Dinophyceae; Suessiales; Symbiodiniaceae. The record is from the annotation of a GenBank genome assembly.
AUGGGAACGGGUCGACAUCCGGAUCGGGAUGCUUACGGCCAGCUAUUCAGUAGCUCCUACUUCCCGGAUCGCUUCAAAGUCGCGAACGAGCCCUUGACUGGCGACAACAUGCGAGGUAUUUACGACGGGCUCCAGGCUGACCUGGAGUUCGUAAAGAAAGUCCUAUACCUUCAACGUGUCCUGGCCUACAUGUGA